GUCACGGAUGGAAGUCGGCUCCCACCACCUUUCAUGUAACAGACCCGCCUCUGUGGCGUCCGUUCGCGACCGACGCGUCGCUUAGUCGCAGCUCACGGCUCCAGCCUGCGUCCGGUUACUGUCGCGAUGUGGUUCACUGUGGUGAUUUUCAGCGUCGCCCUGGUCGUGUUUAUAUGCAAAUAUGUCUACGGCCCGCGUGGACCCAACCCGUUUGAGGUGGACACCCGUGAACCUCUUAAGCCUAUGGUGCACGUUCGGAAGGAGAAGAAUAAAGUGCUAAAACAAGGUUUCCUGGCCAGUAAAGUCCCAGACAAUUUGGAUGCCGUGAUCAUUGGCAGCGGAAUCGGUGGCCUUGGACUGGCGGUUCUGCUGGCCAAAGUUGGGAAAAAAGUCCUGGUUCUGGAGCAGCAUGACCGUGCAGGAGGAUGUUGCCACACCUUCACAGAAAAAGGCUUUGAAUUUGAUGUUGGUAUUCAUUACAUCGGCGACUUGCAGAGCCACAAGCCGUUCCGCUGCAUGUUGGACCAACUGACCAACGGGCAGCUGCAAUGGGAUCCGCUAGAAAACCCGUUUGACCAAGUUGUGAUUGGUCCUCCAGAGAACAGGCGGCGGUAUCCCAUCUACAGUGGCAGAACCCGCUUCCCAGAGGAGCUGAAGAAGUGUUUCCCUGGGGAGGAGAAGGCCAUCGAUGAGUACGUUAAGAUGGCAAAGAAAGCAGGGCGAGGCAUUUGGCUCCUGCCCAUGUUGAAGCUCCUUCCGUCCCCUGUGGCUAAACUUCUGGUCAGCAGUGGACUGGCCAAACAUCUGUCCUACUUCUUUAAGAUGGCGCCCCGCAGCCUGACAGAGGUGGUCAAUGAGCUGACGGAGAACAAGGAUCUCAGAGCGGUCUUUGCCUACAUCUUCGGCACCUAUGGUAACAUCCCUAAAGAAGCCAGCUUUGCCAUGCACAGUCUGCUGGUGACUCACUAUCUCAACGGAGCCUGGUACCCCAAAGGUGGAGCCACUGAGAUUGCCUACCACAUGAUUCCUAUUAUUGAGAAGGCUGGGGGCGCUGUUCUGGUCCGCGCUCCAGUCAACAGGAUCUUGUUCAACGAUGCGCAGGAAGCUUGUGGUGUGAGUGUGAUGAAGGGUCAGGAGGAAGUUCACAUCAAGGCACCUAUGGUCAUCUCCAACGCUGGGAUAUUCAACACUUACCAGAAGCUGCUGCCCAAGGAGCUCCAGGCCACGCCAGCGAUCCGCCAGCAGCUCAGCAUGAUGAAGAACGGUGAGGGGGGCAUCAGCAUAUUCCUGGGACUGAACGGGACCAAGGAGGAGCUGGGCUUGAAGGCUGACAACUACUGGAUCUUCGCUGAGAAUAAUCUAGAUGAACUGAUGGACAAGUACAAUGGAGGGGACAGGGAGGUGUCUGCUAAAAAUGUGCCCAUCCUGUUUGUUGCUUCACCUUCUGCGAAAGAUUCCACGUGGGAGGAGAGGUCCCCAGGCAAGUCCACCUUGAGUCUGGUCAGUUUCGCCAAGUACAAGUGGUUCGAGGAGUGGAAGGACGACAAAGUGACCAACAGAAGUCCGGAGUAUAAAGAGCUGAAGCAGAUUUUCAUUGACUCCAUCGUGGAAGUCGUGAUGGAGGUUUUUCCUAAAAUCACCAGAGACAAGAUUGAGUAUGUUGAUGCUGGGACACCUGUCACAAACACGCACUACAUCGGUGCCCCUAAAGGGGAGAUCUACGGCGCGGACCACGGCAUUGGCCGCUUCAGCCCUGAAGUCAACACUACAGUGAGGCCGCAGACUCCGCUGAAGAACCUCUACCUGACAGGUCAGGACGUCUUCUUGUGUGGCUUUGCUGGAGCCCUCGCCGGAGCGCUGACCUGCGGCUCCGUUAUUCUCAACCGCAACUUGCACCUGGAUGCCAUCAACCUGGCCAAGAGAGUCCAAUACAUGAAUCAUAAGCUGAAAGACGAGUGAGCGUUCGCAUGUUACGUCGUGUUAAUCGAGAAGCAGCGGGUUCAUUCAAAACUAUCUGCUUCUAUAACAGCUGACAAGACUAAAACACAAUUCAGUUUCAGAUCACUCAUGCGUGUAGUUUGUUGUGAUAUUAAGCAUCUAUAGAAGUCAGAAUUAGUUGCUGUUAUUUGGGGACACUAACUUUGUAUUUAAACAUGUUGCUGCUGACAUAUUUUACCGCUCUGUGCCUCAGAUUGUUCCCAUGUGUCUGACACCUCACUUUAUGAUCAAUAAGUUUUGGAAAAACUGUUCAAAUUCUUGUUGUGUUAGUUUGGUGUUGCAGUUUCCAGCAACAUACUGAUCCCUAUUUGAAAAUGAAGCUCACUUGCUACCAUAUCUGAAGAGGUGGAAUUAAAACAGCAUCUGAACCAUGAACGCCUCCCAUCUCUUGGAUGUGUCUGACUCUGUCUCGACGAAAGAACCAUGAAUGGCUGGCAUGCGCCCCGUCAUCAUUGGACCAGGAAGUAGCCUUUGACUCAUUCCGAGAGGGUAAAAAGCUUCUUCAUGGAUGCAUCAUGUAUCUUCUGUGAUGCAUAACUUUCUAUUAUGAAGUGGUGAUUGUUUUUUAAUCGCAAAUAAAAGCGAUAGAUUAGAUUCAAUGGCCUUUAUUAGUCCCACAGAGGAGAAAUUCAGACCUGGAAGUCAGACCUCGAUGUAGAUGAAAUGACUGGCAAACAACUCGCUUGACAAAGU
Molecule: messenger RNA, 2691 nt
Organism: Synchiropus splendidus (mandarinfish)
Lineage: Eukaryota; Metazoa; Chordata; Actinopteri; Syngnathiformes; Callionymidae
Product: all-trans-retinol 13,14-reductase-like
Exons: 11
Coding region: 127-1959 (610 amino acids)
Molecular function (GO): all-trans-retinol 13,14-reductase activity
Source: RefSeq, a predicted model, not a curated record